CGUGCUGGGCCAUCAUCAGGCAUUUAGGAAGAGAAACGACUUGAAGUACUUCGUUGUCCACUAAAUGCUCACUUAUCGCCGGCAGUGUUCGGGCAAAGCCGUUUAAAACCGAGCGGCGCACAUCGACGUCGGCGCCGCGACGCCUCAGUAAGUCGGCCGUGCAGCGCGACGCCACUUAUUGCACCGACCGUUCCAAAAUACCACAGCGACACAAGUCCGGUGUGUUUUCUGGCGAAUUUGGGCCCCAACUCCUCCCGUAAGCAAAAAUCAGCCGCUGCGGCCCCUGCAUGUCGGCCCCUGCAUGCAUUGACGUGCCGCCACUGACUCUCCGGCUCAAAUGACCAAUCAGUAGCGUGACAAUGCAGCGGUCCGAUGCAGCAGACGUGCCCUUUGAUGCCGCCCAACAGGUGUGCGCUGGGGGAUCAGAACGAGCACUCAGAAGCGGCGCUCCACGGCAUCAUGGUGUUUUGUGAUCGGUCGGGGAUCAGAAGAGAUGCCCGUGAGCACGGCACUGACGUCAUCAUUCCAUCAGGGCUCAGCUGGAUCGGAGGCUCCGCGGGCCAAACGCUGCAAACUUUGCGACGAAUCGAGUCACCGCAGUGAACCAGGCAGCGGUUAUUGGCAGCUGCAGCUGGAUAGAGACUUGGUGGACACGAUUUCAGCCAUCUAUCCAGAGUGGUUUAAGGAUAAGAUGGCGGAGGGCGGAUCGAGUGGGCUGGGGGCCGGGGGCGGCCGACCGCCCUCGCCCUUUCGCGAGUCGCCCCCCAAGGCGGUCAUCGACACGUCGCCCAUCCUUAUGGACCAAAACAAAGAAUCCCUCAAGGUGAAGCUUCUUAUGCGGAGGCCGUUGGACCAGUUGGUGGCGCAGGGAAUAAUGCCCCCGCACGGCCAGCGACGGUCAGCGGAGCGGGCGAAAACGGGUGACAUCCUCAAGGCGAAGAUCCAGCAGCGGCCGCCGCGCCACGAGCUGGAGCGCCGCCACAUCCUGGAAGCGGAGGCGCUGCACGCCGACCCCAGCCUCGCGGAGCGACAGCGGAUGCUGAAGAAGGCGCGACUGGCCGACCAGCUCAACGACCAGCUGUCGCACCGUCCCGGCCCGCUCGAGCUCAUCCAGAAGAACAUCCUGCACACGGAGGAGCCGAUCGAGGAGGCGGUGAAAACUGGCAAAAUCUCCUACAAGGCGACCAGCGAGGGGGCGCUGAAGCGGCCGCAGCACCCGCAGAACUACGUGAAUCCCGACGAGGACUCGCAAGGCAGCUCGGAAGGGGACGCCACCGUCAGUCCGGGGCCGAGCGAUGUGCUGGAGACCGCCGCCAAAUCGGCCGGAAUUGUGGUGUCCUUCCAGCCGGCAGAGGGCACUGUUGUGCUCGCCACCGCCACGCCUGGCCAAUCGAAAGACUGCAGCGACAUUGUGUUUGCGGACUUGUGCCGCCCGCUGCUCUCGCAGGGCAGCGUUUCAAGCCCCGCCUCCACUUCKACGCUGAGUCCGCUGUCGUCCGCGGCCAGCCCCGUGCCGUGCAUCGCGUCGCAGCCCCCCACGCCCAUCCCGGUGCCCCCGCCACCGCCGCUGCCUCUCACGCGGGUGAAGUGCGACGCGCCCGGCAAAGAAAAAAAUCGGAAAAAAUCCAAGUCCAAGUCGACUCCCAAGGCCCGCACCAUCAAGUUCCACGAAUACAAGGGGCCGCCCAGCGCGCUGAAGAGCUGCAGCACUGGAGGCGCCAGCGGCGAGAGCAGCUACGACUUGCUGCUCAAACAGCAGACGUUGCUGCUGCAGUUCCAGUUGCAGCUGCAGCAUAAAUACCCCCAGAUAAUCCUGCCGGCCUCCCAGAAAGCGCCCCCCAUUGAGCCGGCGAAUGGCCUGCCGUCCAAUGCUCAGCAACCAUCUCCAGCACCGUCUACGUGCUCAGAAACCUCGAUGCCUGGCAGGGUUAACCUGCCAGGCAAGCUGGAAGACAUGAAAGUGAGCGACUUGAAGGCGGAGCUGAAGCGGCGCAACCUCCCGGUAUCCGGCUGCAAGCCGCAGCUGAUCGAGCGGCUGAAGUCGUGCGCCAGCCAAUCGCAGCCCAGCAGCGAUAACCCCGCCUCUGUGGACUCGUCGGUGACCAGCAGCAUGGACCAAUCGCACAAUAGCCCCACCUGCCAGGAUCUGGGGUCGCCCCAGGAGCAGGAUCUGAUGGAAGUGGGCGACCCGGUCAGCCCUGCCCCUUCGCAACAGUCCCAAGACAGCCUGCAGCGAACCAACGAGGACUUGGUGCGCGAACAAAAGCGCCAGAUUGAGGUGCUGCAGCGGGAGCUGACACUGAGCCAGUUGCGGCUGCAGGCGCUGAACAGCACGCGCGCGGAGCCCAACACGCAGAUGGUGCUUCAGAAGCAUCUGCAGGCCAAGCAGCAGGCUGCGCAACAGCAGCAGCAGAACAUCGCGCUGCAGAUGCGCCAGCUGCAGGCCGAGGCCAAGCAGGCGCAGGUGAACGAGGAGCAGCAGCGACUGCAGCAGCAACAGCACGUCGCCUUCCAGAACCAGAAGAACCUGGGCGGGCUGGUGAUUAAUGGCGACCAGAAGAACGUGGGGGUGGUUCUGAAUGGGGCCGAGGCCGCCUUCGUUUAUCAGCUGAUGCAGUGCAAGCCCGCCAAGUUGAUCAACGGACACAGCAGGCCAAGUUUCGUAUUGGCUGAUGUGAAGCGCGAGUACAUUGAGGAGGUGAAGCAGCCGCCCGAGAUCAAGAUCGAGUACAGCGACGUCAGCCAGAGCCCCAAGCCGCCGCCACUGUACACCGACGCCACUGCGAAGAAGAGCAGCGUCAAGAGCCAGACAGUGGACGAUGUGCUGGAGAUUCUGAUUAAGAAUGGGGAGCUGCCGCCCAGCGCGGCCUCCUACCCGUCCACGCCUGGAUCGGCGGGCCCCAAAGGCCAGGAGCCGCUCUACCCCAACUUGCAGGCCGUCAGCACUGAUCUGGACAAUAACGUCCAGAUGAUCGACGCCUGCCAGCGGUCGAUGACGGCCAGUCCCGUCCACUCGACGCUGUCCGGCAUCGAUCCGAACGAGCUGCUGGACUCGCUGGACAACGUCGAUUUCAACCAGCUGAUGGACUUUGGGGCUGUUUGCCCGCCGAUUUGCGACAACAACAACGUGCAGCCUGACCAGGAGCACAACAGCAUCGUGCCAAUGGACACGGACGAAUGGCUGGAGGCGCUCAUGCCAAACGAUGGCGCGUUCAGCGGAUCGAAUAGCGGCUCGCACGAGCUCGGCCUGGGCUACGACUCGCUUCUGGGCAUCGGCCCGGACUCGUUCGACCCGUUCAAUCUCGAGGAGUUCCGGUCGCCCGCCGACCUCACGCUGUCCUGGGACAAAGUGGACUACGCCACGUAGUGACUGAUUUUGAACAAUAUUCACUCAUAUUUUUCCGUACGCUUAUAUUCCAGUGAUGUGAAGUUCGGCCCCUCGAUACUACAUUGACAUUCCACGUAUAGAAAAAAUUGACUGUCGAUUUGCCGUUUGUGGGAGAAUGGCGCGGGACCAGGACGGUCACAGACCCAUCGAGGCCGAGUCACAUCGAUCGCCAGCUAAUCGGGAUGAUGAUUUGUCGAUACCUUGCAUUGUAUAUUACGAUUUGUUUGUAGAUAAUUAACGCUACUUAGAUGGAUAAUGUGUAUAUAGUCGUCGUAGGUCGUAUCGUGUAUAUGGGACAACUUUGGGGGCGCGCUUUUUUUAGGUUUACGGGGAAUUGACGCGGGAUUGACUCGGUACAGCCAACAGCCGCUUCUUGGAAGGGUGAAUCAGAAUAAGGGGUCAAACUGGCGGGUUUAGGCAUACCAGACAAACGUUGCUAGACAGUGUCCCGGCCGGAAUACCUGCAAAUGCGAUUUUGAAUCAGCUUUUACCCAUGGAAAUUCAAUAGUGCAACGCCAUCUUUGCCAACACGCGAAAGCGAUGUCUCCUAGACAAUUUUUCCAAUCGUUUUUCAUCUGUUGAACAGACGACAAGAUUGCCGACACUUUUUAUGGGAACUUUUCAUUCUGUUCGGUCCGAAUCCGGGAGAUUGCCCACUUAUUUGGGACACCCUGUGCAUUGCCACCACACAAGGGGUGGUUCUGGGGAAAUACGUAUUUCAAUUGAAUUUUGCAUGCAAUUUAGGCAUAAAAACCUGACUGGAAGCGUUGAUAUCACACAUGGGGCGGGUAAAGUUGUUUUUGAACAUAUUUUCUUCGAAAAUUAACUGCUCAACAAAAUGAACGUUACUAGGCCAAGUUUGCCCUGUGAAAUUGAGCAUCUCAGACAAAUUUUCUACAGGGUGGCAACGAAAAGUUUGUGCCACAUUUGCAACGCCCUGAACAAAAAAUAAUAGGAAUGGGGUGUGUACCCACUGGAUAAAAUCAAAGAAUCGGUCUUUUUCGUAUUGAAGUGUGUAAUUUCUUUUGUUCAUUUACAGCUUUGAAAAAGACCAAAAAAAACAUACGCACUUCAAUACAAAAAAAAAACGAUUCUUUGAACAAAAAAGGUGUUUUUUGGAUCUCAACACAAAAAUUUAAAGAUAAACCAAACAGCUCAAACGGUUUUUGAAAUUUUCGGUUUUUUGAGUUCCACCAUCAAUUACAAUUUAAGACGAAAAUUCGAUUUACAAAAAAUUAUCCAAAUCAAAAUUGGCCCCAAAAUCCGGCAUUCUGGAAGAUUUUCAACUAAGUGAAAAGUUCCAGCUUCAACAUAAGCGGGAAAUUUUGAAAAUGGGGCCAAGUGAAUCAAGUAACCACUGCAAGACCAAAAGUUGUAUUUUUUUCGAUCACUCUGUAAAUGAACGUGAUGAAAAAUGAAACCGUUUUCUAAAGGUAUAUUUUAAUGUUUGCAGUGUUGAAAUGUGUUUCACUUGCCGCGCGGUACAAACUUUAUCUAACGCACUCAUUUUUUGCAAAACCACGCCCUAACCGAAAGACAGUUGCACUAAAUAACGCUUCAAACAGAACAGUCCAAAUUUGUCCGUAUAACGUUGAUGCUGUUGAGCAGUAUUCAAAUAACAAAAGCUAAAUGAAAUUUUGCCACCCUGUAAUCGCAGCCUUUGCAGACCUAUACAGGGUGUUAGUAUUGGGGUCUUGUAGAUCGCAAAAGUUACAUCGGUUAAAUUAAGACAAAGUUGCGCAUUUUGAGGCCAUUUUGCUCAAACGAUUAUUAUUGGUACAACGUUUCAUUCUCUAUAAUAUACGCUUAAAUCACGAUUUGAGUGUUUCGAUUUCGGUCCGCCAUCAUCAACUUCAUUUUCUUAAACACGACUCCUUGACGGCUUAGGCGCUAACACGAUCCCAAUGCUAAUGCCUCGAACUUGUAACUCCCUGUACAGUUUUUCGAUGGCAUUUCGUAUGCAUCUACAGAGGGAGCCAAAAUAUUUUUCCCCAACAGCUUCUGUGUUCUGCAAAGUGUGCUAGUAGUUUUUUUUUUGGGAACUUUGCUGGCUCGUACCGAUCCCAUCCCCGGUUUGCAGAGUUAAUUAUAGUUUUAUAGUUUGCUGGGUUUGAAAGCAUCGUAAUUUAAUUUCACUGUCACUAGUCAUUUUCGUGUACUUAAAUUAAUGUUUAGGUGGGGCGCUCGUGGGGAAUUAACCAAUCAUCUUAAACCCUAAUUGAAUAGUGAUUUUUUAUGAAUUGGGCCCGAUCUUCGGUGACAUUUCUGGACCAAAUUUAGUACUAAACUCAUUAAAAUUUAAGCUGUUUCGUACUAUAUGACAAUAUGCAGUACUAAGCGAAAAAUACUCUCCCUAGGAUAGUGUGUUUAUAUAUAAAUAUGUAUAACUUUAGGUAAUUCCAUUGGUGUGCGCGCUCUGCGCCUGAUCUAUCAAAGUUGUCCUCCCAACUGCAGUGUCAAAUAACUCUGUAUAGUUUCUCAAAUCUGUUCUUUUGACGAUGUCGCCUUUACUAGUUUAAUAUCUAAGCAAAUGUUAGAACAUUUAAAUUUAUUUUGUUGACUAUUUGUAUUAUGCGGCAGCCAUUUUUUGCCAUGGCUGUGCCAAUAUGUGUGUUACUUGUGGCGGGGACGUUUCGAGCCCCCCAAGCCAAUGGGGCUGUGCCUCGAAAAUCCCCGCCAACACUUUUGCSUACGUGUAAGAAACCAAGCCUUAAGCCUUAACAAUAUACCGGAAAUCAUACACCAAGCAUAAAAUGUAACUAGAGUGGUAAUCUGGAUAAGUCUCCUUACCAAAUAUAGGCAAUACCCGAACUUGUUUCAACCAAAUACUGUUGCAUUUAGCUGAUGUGCCUUUUUGUGAUUCUGGCCUAGUUUCGUGAACGGUAUGUGGCUGAAAGAGCUUCACGUUUAUUAAAUAAAUACUUGAUAAAAAUA
This is a messenger RNA of Dendroctonus ponderosae (mountain pine beetle), 6322 nucleotides long. It is a transcript of the gene Mrtf, whose product is annotated as myocardin-related transcription factor B. The coding region runs from base 494 to 3367 and encodes 957 amino acids. The record is from RefSeq and is a predicted model, not a curated record. NCBI's taxonomy places the organism in Eukaryota, Metazoa, Arthropoda, Insecta, Coleoptera, Curculionidae. The transcript has 4 exons.